CGCCGCCCCCCAGCUGGGGCCCGGCCGGGCGCAUCCGCGACGCCGCCGACCUGCUGCUGCACAAGGACGGCGCCGUCUCCGCCCGCGGCGAGUACGGCGUGACCGAGCUCCCGCUGACCUUGACGCCCUCUGCUGAAGCACAGAUGGUGCAGUCUCUGGGCUUUGCGAUCUACCGAGCACUGGACUGGGGUCUGGACGAAAACGAGGAACGGGAGCUCAGCCCGGAACUGGAGCGCCUCAUUGACUUAAUGGCCAACAGCGAUUCCGAGGACAGCGGCUGCGGCACAGGCGACGAAGGCUAUGGCGGGCAGGAGGAAGAGGAGGAGGCGGUGGUGGAGGGGACCCUGAGGGCCGUGCGCACCUUCAGCCAAGCCAUGCGGCUCUGUGCCGUCCGCUUCGCCCAGCCCCAGGAAGCCGAGGCCCACUAUCAGGCGGUGUGCAGGGCCCUCUUCCUGGAGACGGUGGAGCUGAAGGCGUUCCUGGCCAAGAUCCGUGACACCAAGGAGAUGCUGACAAAGUUGAAAGCUGAAGAUGACAAGCUGAGGGACCAGUCGGCCGCAGACCUGGAUAACCUGAGGAACACAGACUGGGCUCGGCUUUGGGUCCAGCUUAUGAGGGAGCUCCGAAACGGAGUCAAACUCAAGAAAGUCCAGGAGAAGCAGUUCAACCCGAUGCCUACGGAAUACCAGCUGACCCCCUUCGAGAUGCUGAUGCAGGACAUCCGGGCCCGCAACUACAAGCUCCGCAAGGUCAUGGUGGACGGCGACAUUCCUCCCAGGGUGAAGAAGGAUGCUCAUGAGCUCAUACUGGAUUUCAUAAGAUCCCGUCCGCCCCUAAGACAGGCUUCGGAGCGGAGGUUGCGCCCCAUGCCUCAGAAGCACAGGACGCUCCACGAGAAGAUUCUGGAGGAGAUCAAGCAAGAGCGGAAGCUGCGGCCGGUAGAACUGCGGUUACAGAAUCAGAAAGGAUUUGGCUCGCUGCCCUGCCUUCUAAACGCCUGCUCCAGCGACGUGAAGUCGACCUCCUGCAUCAACCUUUCCGCCUCGGACCCCAACGCCCCACCCCAGCGCCCGAGGCCGAGGAUCUUGCUGAAAGCCCCCACGCUGGCGGAGAUGGAAGAAAUGUUCACUUCCGAAGAGGAAGACUCGCCCGUCUCGGAGGCCGUGCAGGAACCUGGCCCGCUGAUGCCCCUGAAGCGUGACCGCUCCUUCUCUGAGCAAGACCUGGCCCAGUUUCAGAAUGAAAGCGACAGCGGCCAGCCCGGCCUGGAGUACUUGGGACCCAGCGGGUCUGAACCGAGACCCCGCUCAGGUUCGGUUCCAGCCAGCUACCAACAACAGGUCCCCUACAGUGCCAGUCCUUUCCCCCCUAAACACAGCGUCCUCAGCGCUGUGGAUGAGAAGCCGGAGGCGGGUUCCGGUCCUGCCCCAGAUCCUAAUUUGAAACAUUUGUGGUUGCAGGAAUUCAGCCACCCAGUUGAGAGCCUGGCACUCACCGUGGAGGAGAUGAUCAACGUGCGGCGAGUGCUGGUGAAGGCAGAGAUGGAGAAGUUCCUGCAGAGCAAGGAGCUGUACAGCAGCCUGAAGAAAGGGAAGAUCUGCUGCUGCUGCAGAACCAAGUUCGCUCUGUUUUCCUGGCCUCCGACCUGCCUCUUCUGCAAGAGGUCUGUCUGCAGCUCCUGCAGCUUGAAGAUCAAGAUGCCGUCGAAGAAACUGGCCCAUAUCCCUGUCUACGCCCUGGGCUUUGAGACCCUGCCAGGCUCGCUGGGUGCCAAGGCGCCCCCAUUCCGGAGGAGGGAGGCUUUCCACUCCCUGCAGGGCACGCGCUGGCGCAGCGUGGAGGAGGAGUUCCCGUACAUCUACGCCCCCGGCUCCGUGCUGAAGGACGUUUGCAGCGACUGCUCCGGCUUCGUCACGGACGUCGUCAGCUCCAGCCGCAAGAGCAUGGACAUCCUGAACAGGACGCCGUGCCGCAGCCGCAAGACCCAGUCUCUCUACAUCCCCUCCAGCUAA
Messenger RNA from Elgaria multicarinata webbii, 2012 nucleotides. RefSeq names its product spire type actin nucleation factor 2 (gene SPIRE2). The transcript has 15 exons. Gene Ontology annotation, molecular function: actin binding. The record is from RefSeq and is a predicted model, not a curated record. Bases 144 to 2012 code for a protein of 622 amino acids. Lineage: Eukaryota; Metazoa; Chordata; Lepidosauria; Squamata; Anguidae. Gene Ontology annotation, cellular component: cell cortex; cytoplasmic vesicle membrane. Gene Ontology annotation, biological process: cleavage furrow formation; establishment of meiotic spindle localization; actin filament network formation.